Messenger RNA from Conger conger (European conger), 5734 nucleotides. RefSeq names its product probable cationic amino acid transporter. Gene Ontology annotation, molecular function: amino acid transmembrane transporter activity. The coding region runs from base 356 to 2698 and encodes 780 amino acids. NCBI's taxonomy places the organism in Eukaryota, Metazoa, Chordata, Actinopteri, Anguilliformes, Congridae. Gene Ontology annotation, biological process: transmembrane transport; amino acid transport. The transcript is spliced from 8 exons. Gene Ontology annotation, cellular component: plasma membrane. The record is from RefSeq and is a predicted model, not a curated record.
AAGUGAACGAUUCCGGAGAUUUUACAUUGCUGAUCAUCCCUGCCUUUGCAUGCCCCGUCCGGGUAGUCGCCACCAGUACAGAAUCGGAAAUAGAGCUUUAAAAUCCACCGUAAUCUGCGAGGCUAAUCCUCAAAAAGCGACCAGCCCAGCCCCUUGCGCCAUGCGGAGACAAGCCGACCUGGCCCCCCUGUGAGAGACAGACAGGCGAGAGCUGCUUACUCCUGCCCCCGCUUCCGACACUGAGCAAGAGGGUCCUCUCCCGCAACCCGCAGGGACUGUACGGCCCUUUCCUCCCACCCUACCCCGGUCCAGCCCAAUCCCCGCUCCCCACCCUGUCCUCUAACAAGGGCCUGAGAUGACCUCUCUUUUCGCCAAGAUGGACCCCCGGCGGGUCCACUGGGGGGCCACGUGGUACGCCUUCCGCUCGCGCGUGCUGCGCACCAAGCCUGUGGAGUCCAUGCUGGACACGGCCGCGGGCGGGACCGGGCCUCACGGCACCAAGCUGGCACGGGUUCUGACCACCGUGGACCUGGUGUCGCUCGGGGUGGGCAGCUGUGUGGGCACUGGCAUGUACGUGGUGUCCGGGCUGGUCGCCAAGGAGAUGGCGGGCCCCGGAGUCAUCGUGUCCUUCAUCAUCGCCGCGGUGGCUUCCAUCCUGUCAGGGGUGUGCUAUGCCGAGUUCGGCGUGCGCGUGCCAAAGACAACAGGCUCGGCCUACACCUACAGCUAUGUGACGGUGGGCGAGUUUGUGGCCUUCUUCAUUGGCUGGAACCUGAUCCUGGAGUACCUGAUUGGCACGGCGGCGGGGGCCAGCGCUCUCAGCAGCAUGUUCGACUCGCUGGCCAACCACACCAUCAGCGGCUUCAUGAUCCAGCACAUCGGCACGCUCAACGGGCUGGGGAAAGGUGAGGAGUCGUAUCCAGACCUGCUGGCGUUGGUCAUCGCAGUGCUGGUGACCGUGAUUGUGGCUCUGGGAGUGAAGAACUCGGUGGGCUUCAACAACGUGCUCAACGUCAUUAACCUGGUGGUGUGGGUCUUCAUGAUGAUCGCCGGGCUCUUCUUCGUCAACGGCUCCAACUGGGACGAGGGGCGGUUCCUGCCUUACGGCUGGUCAGGGGUCAUGCAAGGUGCUGCCACAUGCUUCUACGCUUUCAUCGGGUUCGACAUCAUCGCCACUACAGGGGAAGAGGCCAAGAGCCCGAACACUUCUAUCCCCUACGCCAUUACGGCAUCCCUUGUGACCUGUCUGACGGCCUACGUCUCCGUCAGCGUGAUCCUGACCUUGAUGGUUCCCUAUUCUGAGAUUGACGCCGAUGCCCCGCUGAUGGAGAUGUUCACACUGCAUGGAUUCCAGGCUGCCAAGUACGUGGUGGCCAUUGGGUCCAUCGCAGGGUUGACCGUGAGCCUGCUGGGCUCGCUCUUCCCCAUGCCCCGGGUCAUCUACGCCAUGGCAGGGGAUGGCCUGCUCUUCAGGUUCCUGGCCCAUGUGAGCACGUACACAGAGACACCAGCAGUGGCGUGCGUGGUGUCGGGGUUCAUGGCAUCCCUGCUGGCCCUGCUGGUCAGCCUGCGGGACCUGAUUGAGAUGAUGUCCAUCGGCACCCUCCUGGCCUACACCCUGGUGUCCGUCUGCGUCCUCCUCCUGCGCUACCAGCCCGACAGCGACAUCCACGGCUUCGUCAACUUCCUGUCCGAGGAGAGCGCCAAGAAGAAGGAGGGCGUGCUCGCCGAGUGCGAGAAGGACGCGUGCUCCCCAGCCAGCGAGGGCGAGGAGUACGGGGGCCCGCCCACCAACACCUGCGGGGCCAAGAACCUGCCCUCGCUGGGCGACAACGAGAUGCUCAUCGGCAAGCCGGACAAGUCGGCCUACACGGCCAGCCACCCAAACUACGGCACGGUGGAAAUGGGCUCCGGCAUCGAGGCGGACGAGUCGGAGAGCGUCUACCUGCUGAAGCUGAAGAAGCUCCUGGGGCCGCGAUACUACACCCUGCGCAUCCGCCUGGGCCUCCCCGGCAAGAUGGACCGGCCCACGGCCGCCACGGGCCACACGGUGGCUACCUGCGUCCUGCUCCUCUUUGUCCUCAUCUUCCUCUUCUGCGCCUUCAUCAUCUUCGGGUCGGACUACGUGGCAGACGGCAGCUGGUGGGCGGUGCUGCUGGUGGUGCUGAUGGUUCUGCUCAUCGCCGUCCUGGUCUUCGUCAUCGUGCAGCAGCCCGAGAACCCCAAGAAGCUUCCGUACAUGGCGCCCUGCGUGCCCUUCGUCCCCGCCUCCGCCAUGCUCGUCAACAUUUACCUCAUGCUCAAGCUCUCCAGCAUCACCUGGAUCCGCUUCAUCGUCUGGUGCUUCGUCGGCGUGCUGAUCUACUUCGGUUACGGCAUGUGGAACAGCACCCUGGAAAUCACAGCUCGGGAGGAGGAGGCCCACGCCAGCACGUACCAGCGCUACGACGCUGGCGUAGAUGACAACUUUGCCGUGGACGACGACCUCUACCCGCAGGAAGGCGGGGACGAGUUCCAGGGCUGGGGAGGCGCGGAGGAGAAGGCCUACCAGCCGCAGCAGGAGGAGCAGCUGGCGCCCGAGAGUGCCGACAGCAACAGGACCUCCACUCAGAGCAGUCGGCCCAGGAGCAAAGGCAAACCCAGCCAGGGCUUCAGCGCCCUGAUCGCGGACGAUGAGCUAGAUUACUCGCCAGAAUGAGUGUGUCUCUGAAUGUAACCCGUCUGUCAAAAGCUGCAGCAAACAUUUUGGGCUAGAAUGUUAAUAACUGUCUCUGUUCAUAACUAGCUUUUAUAGCCUUUCUUCUCUUUUGAAUUCCAUGAUUUUAAUUUUUUUAGACCACUCGUAUACAUGUUAUGACGGAUUACUUUUUAUGGUGUUUCUCCACCCAAAUUUGAAUUUAGUUUAAUUGUCAAAAAUGCAAAAACAAUCUCUGUAGAAAUUGAAAAGACCCAAAUUACAUUUAGUAAAAAAUGUUUACUAAAUGUAUCCAAUUGACUAAUUUCCCAAAAGUGGAUCUGAUACUCUGCCAGGAUGUACCAGCAGUGAUCUGAAUUAUGGAGGCUCUGGAUUGGGUUUUCCGUCUAACUGGUGUGGCAUGAUCAAAGAUCAUUUACUAAGCUGUCAAGAGAGACAUUACUAUUACGACACCAUCAGUAGUCACAGUAGGUGUUAUGUUCUUGUCUUACUAUUCUCAUAGGACAUUGAAAGUAGAGCAGUAACUCUGGUUUCUGUGAUGACUUGGAGGUUUUUUGUUCCAGAGCCCCACCCCUGCCUGUGACAGCAACUAUGACAGCAGGAAGUGUGACCAAAUCAACUUUCUAUGCUCAGCCUUUGGUGUCAAUAGAUCCCUGAGAGAAAUGGUUUCAAGGAAUUUGCUGAAGUCUACAUCCAAACCCAACUGUACUUGAAUUUCUAUCCACCAUAGAUUUGUAAUUUCAGAUUAAAAAUCUGGAUGGUUCAAAGGGGGUUAUCAAACAACUGUUUUCUUAUUUUUUUGUUUAGUUUUUUUAUUGUUUCAUUUUAUAUUUUAGUUUAAUCAUGGUCCAGACCCAGGAUUAACAGUUGUCUCUUCUGUUAUAUGGCCAAAUCCAUUCCAUGACCUGCCGUGCUUUGGAAAGCCAACAAAUCCCAGCCACACCACAAUGGAGGGAGGUUAGGACCCGCACUUAUAAACUACAUAGCUGCAGUGCUUCAGAAAGAGCCUUAAGUCCAAGGCAAGGAAAUCCCAGGUCUUUCCAUCAACCUAAUCUGCGCCUCUCUGACACUUAGCCCAAUGAGUGGGAUGGGCGAGUGAGUGGUGGGGCCGCAAAUAGUAAUUGGACUUUGCCUGCAAUAGUGCCUUCAUCUCCCAGUGUGUGCUUGAGCUUUGAUCCUCAGCAGCUAACAGUCAUGUUUUCUAACGCACCGUCAGGACAGUUUAGGGCCAUCCACCAGGUCUUCUUUUUGUCCUGAGUUUUUGCUUGUGCUGCUGUUGUCUGUUGCUUUCACCUCACCACAGCUUUAGCCUUGGCCUUGCCCCGUUGGCCGUACCCCGUUUGGGAAAGCAGGCAGAUCUGCGCACAUUUCACUAAAAUUGGUGGGUUGUUUUGUUUGCUUGUUUUCUGGCUUGCCAAUGUCCCUUGAGAAAUGCGAGACAGAAAAACGAAGUAUACAUAUGUGCACAUGUGGAGUAAACAAAGUCGAUGCAUGAACGGGAAGCCCCCCCCUGUCGCUUGUGAUGAAUGCUUCUGUCUGGAGUGUGGUAUUCUGCUGUUCUGGUGUUUCGCUGUUUCCUUUCUCCCCUCUGUGACUCAGGUGUUGUCAAGUAACUCCGGUAACUGGUCCCGUCUCGUUUCUGCCUAUCGCUCGACCGUCCAGGUCCAAAAAGCAAGACCAAACGAGGCCCCCAGCACACAAAACCUGCCCUACUAAGAGAAGCCUUACCAGCGGAGUGGACUAAAUCCAUUCCGCCAUCUCCUUUUCCGAAACCUUCCACUUUCCCCUGUUCCCAUAGAAUGUUCUUCCAAAGCCAAAUGGAAGGGUCACGUAGCUGCUUUUGACCAUCUGAGUGAAGAUGCGUUCAAAUCUGCCUGUUACAAAUCCUUACAAAUUCUGCCAAAAACAAGCAGGCUUCAUAUGUGGGAGUGAAUGUAUUCAGCAGAAUAAGAGAUACCUGUUAGGUGCAAAACAGUGUAGUGUCUCAAACUCUUACUUAUGUUAUGCAGGGUUUUAUGGAAAGGGCACUGCUGGAGGGCCUCGUUCGGUACAACGGUGUUUGGUAUGGCCGCCUGUGUUAAAGUGGCAGUUUGUUUGACUCUUGCAUGUUCCGACACAGGGGUCCCGGAGUAGAGUGUUGUUGAAUAUUUGCAUGUGCGAUGACCAUGACGAGACAUAUUACAGCUAUAAAAUGUAGCAAUUUUGGGGGAGGGGGGCAGGGUAGGGCAACCCUUGACACUGUUCCAUACCUCUCCUCGUCCCCCUUCUACUGCAGCCUUCUGUUUACAAAGCAAGCCAAAGUUUGCGACAUUUGUUUACUUUAUCAACAAAACGAAAGUGACCAUUAGAUUUCAGUAGAACGGAGCGAGCUAAAAGAAGACAAAGUAUUUUUUUAACGGGUGUUUUCGUAACUGUGGGUUCUCCAAUGGUUUCUGCUUCAGUGGGCGGUUUCUCACACGUCUCACCACCCUCUUGCUCACCACAGCCACAGAGACUGGCCUCUAUAUAGCGUAUAGCGGUGAAACCCUAUAUUUUUAAAAGGAGUCAACUUAGGCUCGGCUAUAGGCUCUACUCUUUCUUUUCGAAUGAGGGAACCUAGAUUUAGAUUAUGGUAGGAAAUAGCAUAGAGAGGAUAAGCAAACUUGUAUAAGCAUAAAAGAGCUAUUUUAUUACAGAACUAUAAGGAAAAAAAUAAUGAAAACAAAUGUUGCCACUAUUGCUUUUAAAGUCAGCUACUAUUUGUUUUUUGUUUCUCUUUUCUUUUUUGUCUUGGAAGAAAAUGAAAAGCAUUGCUAUUGUGUUCUUGUAAACUAUCUUCCCAGCCAUUGCAAUGGUUUAUUUGGUCUUUGUAUGGGCAAUGUUAAGACUGGCUUCCCCCUGCAAAUUUGUUGUUUUUGCUGUAAAUUGUGCAUUUCUGAUAUGAAGUUGCUGUGUUCUGGUUUAUUUAUAUUUUUUAAUGUGUGGUUAUGCCCUUCUGGUGCACUGUGUAAUGACUUGUUGAUAUUGCCUCCAUGCAACAAAUGAAAGUUAUUUAUUGCA